AAGGCUUUCCUAUUUCGGCCAUUUCAGCGUUUAGGCCUAAAACGCAUUUAUCCUCGCCGGAGGUCAGCGACCUACUCUGUAAUGCUCGAUCUCCGUUAAUACGUCAGUCACCGACUCCGGCGUCUAUCGGUGGAUCCGAUUAUGGCCCGACUUAUUCUUACCUGGAUCUCUUUGUUAAUUUUGCAAUCGUAUUUGAUUCCGAUCGCUUUCGGGUCGAAAGAAGUCGAAGAAUUCAGCGAGGCAUUGCUGUUGAAGCCUUUGCCUGAUCGCAAAGUUUUAGCUCACUUCCAUUUCGAGAACCGAGCUCCUCCGUCAAACUCACAUGGCCGCCAUCACCAUCUCUUCCCCAAGGCUAUUUCUCAGUUGGUUCAGAAGUUUCGUGUCAAGGAGAUGGAACUAUCUUUCACUCAGGGUCGUUGGAACCAUGAACAAUGGGGAGGAUUUGACCCGCUUUCAAGCAUGAACGCGAAGCCUGUUGGGGUCGAGCUGUGGGCUGUGUUUGAUGUACCUCACUCUGAGGUUGAUACUUCUUGGAAGAACUUAACCCACGCAUUGUCAGGGCUUUUUUGUGCUUCCAUCAACUUUCUAGAAUCUUCCACGUCGUAUGCAACUCCUACAUGGGGGUUCGGGCCAAACUCAGACAAGCUGAGGUAUGGUUCACUGCCACGUGAAGCUGUUUGCACUGAGAACUUGACCCCGUGGCUAAAGCUGCUUCCGUGUAGAGACAAGGAUGGCAUUUCUGCAUUAAUGAAUAGGCCAUCUGUUUACAGAGGGUUUUACCAUUCACAGAGAUUGCAUUUAUCCACGGUUGAAUCUGGUCAAGAGGGAUUGGCUUCUGGCAUAGUGUUGGAGCAGACACUUACUGUUGUUCUUCAGCCUGAAACUCUUUUCGUUGGAACAAAUAUACAGCCAACUUGGUCCAUUAACUCCCUCUUCGGGAGAAAAGUUGUUGGAAGAUGUGUUCUUGCAAAGUCAAGUAAUGUAUAUCUUCAGAUGGAGGGUCUUUCUGGUCACGAAUCAAAGAAUAUGGAUACAGAAAUGGAAGCACACGAACUCUGGAAGAACGCAGACUUUGAAUUGUCCCUUAAGCCAGACAGGAUUCUUCGGGAAAUCAACAGCUUUCUUUUUAUAUUUGAUAUUGACAUAUCUAGUGACAGCGAGCCAUUUGAUCUUGGCCUUACUUGGAAGCUUCCCGUAAAGUGGUCAUGCCAACAAGCUCCAUUACACGCGAGUCGGUUUUUAAUGGGAAGCGGGAACGAAAGGGGUGCUAUAGCCAUCUUGUUAAAAGCGACAGAUUCGCAGGAUAAAUUAUCGGGCAGUGAUCUCACCAAUGGAUGCUGUACACUAAAAGCAAACAUUUUCCAGAUUUUCCCAUGGUAUAUAAAGGUUUAUUAUCAUACUCUUCAAAUCUUUGUGGAUCAACAAGAGAAGACAGGCAUGGAGGUCUUAAAGAAGAUCAAUGUCUCACCAUCUACGGAUAAGAUGUCAUCUGGCAUGAUGGAGAUGAUGCUGGAGCUACCAUGUCAAGUGAAAUCGGCAGCCAUAUCCAUAGAAUAUGAUAAGGGGUUUCUACAUAUAGAUGAAUAUCCUCCUGAUGCUAACCAAGGAUUUGACAUUCCAUCGGCUUUGAUUAGCUUCCCCGAUCAUCAUGCAAGUUUAGAUUUCAAAGAAGAACUCAGCAAAUCGCCCUUGUUUUCAAAAUUAAAGGAAAAAUCAUUAGUGCGCUCUUACACAGAAGUAUUGCUUGUACCUUUGACAACCCCUGAUUUUAGCAUGCCUUACAACGUAAUCACGAUCACAUGCACCGUUUUCGCAUUGUACUUCGGAUCAUUGCUCAAUGUUCUCCGUAGACGAAUAGGUGAAGAAGAAAGGUUUCUCAAAAGCCAAGCAGGAAAGAAAACAGGUGGGCUUAAGAAAAUGUUAUCAAGACUCGUAGCUAAGAUUAGAGGGAGGCCAAUUGAAGAACCAUCAUCAUCGACUGAGUCACCUGAAGCUCGAUCUUCAGUCUUUUCUAGUAAACUUUUCUUCAAAUUCAUAUUAGUUGCAGGAGCUGCUGCAGCUUGGCAAUAUUUUUCCACGGACAAGUAGGCUCAGAACUUUGAGUAGACACCAGUUGUACCAUAUGUAUAACAAAGACAUCACUAAUGAACUGCAUUUUAAUGGCGUUUUGCUGACUCCAGUCUCUCUUCGUGCAACAUCUUUAAGUCCCCAAAGUACAUCAAAGAAGAGACCCUACUGGAAUUUUACCAAAGGCAUCAUCCAUGUUGAGUUUUAGUUUCUUGAGUGAGUGCGUAUCUUCACACAAUAGCUUUCUCUUGUUGCAUCUAGAGACCAGAGGUUCACCAACUGAUGAAAAUGAUAAGUCAGAUUUAAACUCACAAGUCAG
Molecule: messenger RNA, 2386 nt
Organism: Eutrema salsugineum
Lineage: Eukaryota; Viridiplantae; Streptophyta; Magnoliopsida; Brassicales; Brassicaceae
Product: GPI transamidase component PIG-T
Exons: 6
Coding region: 142-2088 (648 amino acids)
Biological process (GO): attachment of GPI anchor to protein
Cellular component (GO): GPI-anchor transamidase complex
Source: RefSeq, a predicted model, not a curated record